AUGGCCCUGCCAUUCAAUGUUGGUGACGCGCGAUAUGUUCUCAGCCUGAAACCUCAAUGGAUAUCCUUCCCGGGUACCGAGAGGGAAAGACGAGACGUCGCGGCGGCUUUCCAAGAAAUAUAUGGCUUGCCUGAUUUGUUGGGAACUAUCGACUGUACCCACGUCUCGAUCUUUCCUCCUCCUCGACCGCGCGGCCUGCAGUUCAUCAACCGGAAAGGAAAACAUACCCUCAAUGUGCAAUUGAUCGCUGAUGUAAACUACAGGUUGCUGCACGUAAAUGCGCAGUACCCGGGAAGACUACACGACCAAUUCAUUUUUAACCACUCUGUGGUGAAAAAUGAAUUGCGCCGGCUAUACGAUCUUAGAAUCGGAUCGUAUUAUCUGCUGGGAGAUUCAGGUUACGGACUGGAGCCAUGGCUUAUGACUCCAGUCCUUAACGCUGCACCGGGGUCCGCGGAGGAGCGGUACACCGCAUGGCACUGCCAGGUCCGCAACAUCAUCGAGCGGACCAAUGGCUAUUUGAAGGGGUCACUGCGGUGCUUGGGUUUGGACCGGUCUCUACAUUAUAGCCCUGAAAAGUCCUGCCGCCUUAUCUAUGCGUGUUGUACCAUUUACAACAUAAUGAAACAUUUUAGGGUGGAAAUUGACGAACCGUUGGAAGAACCCGUCCAACAACACAGGCCGGAGCCAGUACCACAGGCGGCACUUUAUCAGGCCGCUAUGAACAAAAGAAAUCAACUCAUCUUUACUUACUUUAAUUAAGAUUAUUUAACUUUUAGAAUUAUAUUUUCAUGUUGAUUUUAA
Molecule: messenger RNA, 804 nt
Organism: Cydia pomonella (codling moth)
Lineage: Eukaryota; Metazoa; Arthropoda; Insecta; Lepidoptera; Tortricidae
Product: putative nuclease HARBI1
Exons: 5
Coding region: 1-762 (253 amino acids)
Source: RefSeq, a predicted model, not a curated record